This is a messenger RNA of Rhodamnia argentea, 1107 nucleotides long. Its product is annotated as EKC/KEOPS complex subunit Tprkb. The record is from RefSeq and is a predicted model, not a curated record. Gene Ontology annotation, cellular component: EKC/KEOPS complex; nucleus; cytosol. The transcript has 5 exons. Gene Ontology annotation, biological process: tRNA threonylcarbamoyladenosine modification; telomere maintenance via recombination. Bases 116 to 742 code for a protein of 208 amino acids. Lineage: Eukaryota; Viridiplantae; Streptophyta; Magnoliopsida; Myrtales; Myrtaceae.
AACCCGCGCGAUCUCAUGCCCUGUUUGGAUCGAAAAACCCUAGCUUUAUCCAAUUGAGGCUUGUCUUGAUUACAGUGAGUUUGGGAACCCCAGCGCGACCAUUGGUGCUGCAGCCAUGAAAGCCUUCGGCAUCAGCAAUGGCGACACCCUCUCCGUUGCCCUUUUCACCGACGUCACCAAUUCCAAGGAACUUUUAGAUUCUAUGCAGGCUGGAACUUUGGAACCAGAGGUUGCUCUUCUCAAUGCUCUGCUUAUUCCCGAUAUUUUCCCUGUUCUAGCCGCCGCACAUAAGACUCUUCUGUCGAAUUCUCGAGGUUCACUGACAACCCGCACUCUCCAUUCGGAGCUUGUUUACAACUAUUCAGGGUCUAAGCAUAUUACAGAAUCCUUGAAAAGAUGCGGCAUCUCUGACAGCUCAACCUAUGUUCUUGCUGCUCGUUUCAAUGCAUCACCUGAUGAGGUAUCUUGCUCUAUCAUCUGGUUAUCUAGCAGAUAUCUGGACCUACUUUUGGUCAAAUUAGGGCAUCACAGCAAUUUUGGUCAUGACUUCAUUCCCUCGUACUAUCAGAUGAAGGCCAUUGCUGCACUUACCGGGGGGAGAGAAAUUGAGUUGGAAGAACUGGAAGGGAAAGCAAACCUAGCCCAGAUACAAAAGCACUACAAGAUAUCUGGCCCGGAAUUGGGAAUAUCGUCACUCGCAGACGCCAUCACAUGCCGCAUCGCCGCAAGGGACGCCUUAUGAAAGCAAACGCGACUUGCCGCUCGCCUAUUCCCACUCCGGAUGUUGCUUUUGCGCACUACUCCUUAGAUAUUGAGAUAUGGAGAGAAUGCUGAGUGCUGCAAAAAAAGUUAAUAUGUUUAAGCGAUUGUUAGAAUCUCAUUGUUGCUGAGAAAUAUCGCUGCAAUGCAAACUAUGGCCGCGGGAGAGCAUGAUGUUCUGUAUGGCGGUCAUGUGUUUUACCUCUGAAAGAGAUUUGAUUGGUAACUGCAAAUCAUGUACGUGCCUAAUGAGCUCGUUCCAGGGAUAAACAAGAUCUUUACAAGGCUAUGAGAGUACUGGUCUUCUGGUUAAUUUGCAAAGUCUGAGCGAAAUGCUCAUCUGAGGCC